Hemibagrus wyckioides is the source of this 1428-nucleotide messenger RNA. RefSeq names its product ADP-ribosylation factor-like protein 14. Gene Ontology annotation, molecular function: GTP binding; GTPase activity. The coding region runs from base 533 to 1138 and encodes 201 amino acids. Gene Ontology annotation, biological process: intracellular protein transport; vesicle-mediated transport. The transcript has a single exon. Gene Ontology annotation, cellular component: cytoplasm. The record is from RefSeq and is a predicted model, not a curated record. NCBI's taxonomy places the organism in Eukaryota, Metazoa, Chordata, Actinopteri, Siluriformes, Bagridae.
AUGAAAUUAUGAAGCGUCAUACUCCAAAAUCAGUUCCAAAAUUAUCUAUGACAUCAGCCUGUGCUCAGGUCACUUCGUCACCCCAGUAUUAAUACUUGUUUGGAGUAGUGUUUCAUGCCAACAGGAACAGAAGCACAUGCUGGCUGAUAUGGGAGUUCCCUGAGUUCUUCAAGUGCUUGCUGAAAUAUGAGUCACAUGUUACCUAAGAGUGAUAGUGUCAUUGUCAGGAAGUGGACAGCAGUUUACUGAAACCACGGUCACAGCUAGGGAGUCUCAGUGUGAAAGAACAUGGACAUAUCUCCCCUGAGAUUUGACUCCUUUCCUUUUUUGUAUGACUGUGGAUUGUCUGCACUGUAUAAGAAGACUUAACAAGAGCACACAUCCCUCCAGAAGAGAAGGCUAAAGAGAGGACUGUGGAAGGUUUGGACGACGCAUAUUCCAACUUCUUUGACUACAAGGAAACAACCGGUGUACUAAACACCCAGGAGCUGGUCUACUAAACUGCGUGCUUGAACCAGUAGCUUUAAACACAAUGGGACUGCAUGGCUCCAAAUUUCCCUCCAAAGCUCAGAUUCUAAUGCUUGGCCUCGAUGGAUCUGGAAAAUCCACCCUGCUCUACAAGCUGAAAUACAACGAGGCUGUAGUGACCGUUCCCACUGUGGGCUUCAAUGUGGAGAUGGUGGAGACCAAAGAGAAGGGCUUUGUGCUGACCGUGUGGGAUGUCGGGGGCCAGCAUCUGAUGAGGGCUCACUGGGAGCAUUACUAUCAGGGCACAGCAGGACUGGUGUUUGUGGUGGACAGCAAGGACAAGAAACGGAUGGUCGAAGCAAAGCAAGAACUGGAGAAGAUCCUGGGAAAUAAAAGUCUGAAAGGCCUUCCGUUAAUUGUGCUAGCCAACAAGCAAGACUUGCCUGGAGCCGCAAGCGCCGGAGAUGUUGCAGAGAUCUUAAACUUGAAGGAGAUUUGUGGCAACAGACACUGGUUUCUUCAGUCCUGUUCUGCCAAGACCGGUGCUGGUUUAGAGGAGUGCUUCAGGAUGAUGGCUCACUUUCUUAAGACUGCAGGAGGAGAAGGAGAGGAAUGUCUACACAGAGGAAGGAAAUCGCUUAAAGCGAAGACACAGCAGGAUUACUGGUAAAUUGAACCACUGUUAAAAUCACAGUGACAUGCCAGGAAAAUGCCUUCACAGCAUAACAAAGCCACAAAUUUCUCCUUUAAUUCAUUACCUCUCUGCAAAUGUGGUAUGAAAUUCUAUGAUCUAUGUUCUGCACUUUAUUUUUAUAAUAACUAAAUAAUAGAUGCUUCUACAUUCUUACCUGUAAAUUUACUUGUUCAAAUACUUGUUCUUUUUUUAUUCUUUUUACUAUUCCAUUUAAUUUUUUCUGAAUUUCUUGAUUUAUUUGUAUAUUUCUGUUCGUCAAAGUUCAA